CCUACAAGCCCCAGACUGCCGCGGGCCGCUGGGGGCGGUGCCGAGAGUCGCGGCCCAUCUGAGCACAGCGCUCAGCAUGGUUGGCUUCGCCGACUUGAACCUCCCGCAGGGGUCGGACAAGAAGUCCCUGCAGGGUCUGCUGGAGACCGCAGCACACUUGGGAUAUUCUGCGGUUGCUCUCAAUCAUGUCAUUGAUUUUAAAGAAAAGAAACAGGAAAUUGUCAAGCCAGUAUCUCCUUCAGAGUUGUUUCCAUCUUUGCCUGUUGUGCAAGGGACAUCUAAAAGAAUUAAAGUUUUAACCCGGCUAACGCUUGUUAUUUCUGAUCCUUCCCACUGUAAUCUCUUGAGAUCAACAUCUCCAAAUAUAAGGUUAUAUGACAUCAUAGCAGUAUUUCCGAAGACUGAGAAACUGUUCCAUAUCGCUUGCACAACUCUAGACGUGGAUCUGGUAUGCAUAAAUGUAACAGAAAAACUGCCAUUCUACUUCCGAAGGCCCCCUGUGAAUAUGGCAAUAGAUCGAGGCAUUUACUUUGAACUUCUCUAUACGCCUGCCAUCAAAGACUCCACAAUGAGAAGAUACACAAUUUCAAAUGCGAUCAGCCUGAUGCAGAUCUGCAAAGGAAAGAAUAUUGUCAUAUCUAGUGCAGCUGAAAGGCCUCUAGAACUACGAGGUCCUUAUGACGUGGCUAAUCUAGGUUUGCUGUUUGGCCUGUCAGAAGGUGAAGCCAAGGCAGCCGUAUCUACCAACUGCAGAGCCACCAUGCUUCAUGGAGAAACUCGGAAGAGUGCCUGUGGGAUAGUGUACACAGUGAAGAAGCCUCGCAAGGUUGAGGAGGAUGAAACACUGCCAGCCUGCAAAAAAGCUAAGACUCAAGCUUGAGGACUGAACCAGUUAUCAACAAGAACCUCCAUCCCAUCUUUACCCGGUGUUGAGACAUUUUUCUCCCUCCAGCUACUCCCAUUCCUCCCUUACUACUUUAUUUAGCCUGGAGAAGAAUUCUUCUGCUGCUCAAGUGAGGAAAGCUGUGGGAAUGAGACCGCUGUAUGGUAGUUCACCACACCUAAAAGGUCAUGCUGGGCUUCUGGCCAAGGUCAGGAGACUCUCUCUCCACCCUGUCUUAGGUCUUCUGAAGAUAGUGCAAACUCAACAUGAUGUUUCUAACAAAUUUUCAGUUGUACAAGUGCAUUCCUUUUUAAUUAAAAAACAUUCUAAGAAUGUAUGCUUUGAAAGUAUAGCUCAUGGUUCCUCAAGUUUUAAACAUCUCUGUACUAAACCUUACAGCUGCAAACAGCAGGUGAAGUUUACCUUCAGGGGCCUGUGGAGAAUAAUUGUGCAGUAAAGAAAAAACAAAACAAAACGCUGCUUCCCGUUCUGUUUUGUGACCAGUGGCUAUAAAGAAGAUCCUAGAUUCUGUCACUUGCUAGGAGAUACUUUGGAUUUGUGUUACAGUAGGACUGACUAACCUGACUGCGAGAGACACAUCCCAAGGGCCAUCCCUGUCCUGCAGCUCUUAAAACCACAGUCACAUGAGAUGGUUACUGCAGAUGGGAAGGAAGAGCCCAAGGUUACACUGAAUUUGUGUUCAGCAUGCUGUGUUGCAGUCGCAGCAUAACAGCUGUCUCACCUAGGCCUGAGCAGUCUCCAUGUCACAUCAUUUUUACUGCAUCAUUUCCUUCUUUAUGUCCUGGUCUGGCAGUGUUGUCUAGGAGAGUGUUCAUUUUGCUGCCUCCUGCCUUUCUGUUUUCCUUCCUGUUAAUGCCUCAGUAAACUUAAUCUGGCUGCCAAAAAAGCAAUCAUAACAGAUUUAUAAUCAGCAGAGCAUUGUCAGAGCUCUUCCAAAUGUUGACUGAAGUUUUUCUUUUGAUGAAACCAAUAUAAAAAGUUACGUAAGCUACUGUACUCAA
Molecule: messenger RNA, 1905 nt
Organism: Pezoporus occidentalis (night parrot)
Lineage: Eukaryota; Metazoa; Chordata; Aves; Psittaciformes; Psittacidae
Gene: RPP30
Product: ribonuclease P/MRP subunit p30
Exons: 11
Coding region: 77-880 (267 amino acids)
Biological process (GO): tRNA processing
Cellular component (GO): nucleolar ribonuclease P complex
Molecular function (GO): RNA binding
Source: RefSeq, a predicted model, not a curated record